AUGAAGCCUGCAUCUUCACCCCCAAGUCAGACGGCCUCGUCUUCACCGUCGAGUGGCCUCCGGUCUUCAACGACGGGGUCUGCCUUUGUGCCUGCACAGUCCGAGCUUGACGGCGAAAGAUCCGGCAUCGGACAACACAGGAACGAAGACCAUGAGAGGCCUAUCUUGAGCAAAAGCGCCGAGGCAGCUGCCAUAACCCUGUCUAUCAUGGGCUUCAUCGCUCUUAUCGUCGGCAUUGGGAUCUUUUUCAAACGUCGCCGUAGACGCCGGAACGAAUACUCCAUGCGCCACGCAGAAGAUGCCUUCAACCCGAACAACAACGGCUCUCUACACGCACCUGAAACUGCCCACGUCAUCUACGAUAGCCCUCCGCCUUCGCUCGCUCAUAUGACCAAAUCUUCUACAAGCAGUACUGGACUGUUCGCUGGCGCUCAUUACGAACGCCCAGAAACCGUAUCGACGAAAUCGAAUGGUUCACGCGUGCGUGCUGCACCCAAGAUUAUCCCUUCUCAACCUACGCCAAAUCCUUUCGCCGACCCACCUCGGAAUAAAGCCUACGAUCAGCUGCGCGGACGACCACGCUCCACUACGCUAACGGAUCGCGGCAGCUGGGUCAAGAACCCAUUCAAAGACCCGGCGAGUGAGCGUUUCGACCCAUUUGGUGAGUUGCAGGAGAAGGCACGAGCGGAGCGGAGAAAGUACGUUGAGGAGGCGCGACGAGAGGCUGAGGAUAGAAGGCGAAGGGAGGAGGAGCAAGAGUAUCUGGAGAAGGAAAGAAUGGGACUAGAGGUGCCGGUGCGAGAUGACAGGAAGGGAAGUGAUGUUACGGUUGGGGGGAUGGGUGUGCUUGAUCGGAGUGGAGAUGGCAGAUGGACGUGA
Messenger RNA from Didymosphaeria variabile, 879 nucleotides. RefSeq lists its product as uncharacterized. The record is from RefSeq and is a predicted model, not a curated record. Bases 1 to 879 code for a protein of 292 amino acids. The transcript has a single exon. NCBI's taxonomy places the organism in Eukaryota, Fungi, Ascomycota, Dothideomycetes, Pleosporales, Didymosphaeriaceae.